Messenger RNA from Lucilia cuprina (Australian sheep blowfly), 973 nucleotides. Its product is annotated as paramyosin. The transcript has 2 exons. Lineage: Eukaryota; Metazoa; Arthropoda; Insecta; Diptera; Calliphoridae. The record is from RefSeq and is a predicted model, not a curated record. The coding region runs from base 170 to 853 and encodes 227 amino acids.
UGCGCCUAAAAAUAGAACAUGCAACCGAAACUACGUAAAGAAAGUCAAAAGAGAAAAAAUCUUCAUUCAAUACACACGAUAUUAGAAAAAAAGAAAAUCUAAAGAAAUUUUAUAAAAAAAGAAAAAAGCACAUUUCAGUUAGACGAAAAACUAUUAAAAACCGUUAAAAAUGGCAGAAAAUAACGCUCAAUCGACAGGAGAUAUUAACAAUAAUGAGCCACAGGAAAUUGUGGAAAAUCCUCAAGAAAAUCCAAAUAACAAUAAUGAAUUAUUGGAUAUGGUAUUCACAUUGGAAAGUGAAAAACAACAAUUGGUAGAAGAAUCGCGUAAACGUAUAGGAGCUUUGCGUAAAGAUUUAGAGGAGUCUCUAAGUGAAAAUGAAAAACUUAAGAAAAAGGUUAAUCAAUUGGAGCAAUCGCUAAAACAAUCCGUUAUGCUAGGUGGUGUAGAUGCACCAAAAACCAAGCAAGAUCAAGAGGAAUUAUUGCUAAAGGCCAAAACUCUGUUGUUCGAAAAAACUAAAGUCAAUAAACAGCAAGAACAACAGAUUGCUACUCUAAAGGAUCAAGUUGAAGCCAUGAAAGACGUGGUGCAGGUAACCAAAGAUAUGUUAAAUUUGAAGACAGCUGAAUGUGAACAUAUGCAAACCCGAUUGGAUAAAUCACAUUUGUGGAUAAAAGCAGAAAAAGAUAAAUGUCUUAUCACCGAAAAGAAAUUGGCCAUAUCAAAGAGUGUUUACGAUAAACUUAAAUCUGAACACGAAAUUCAAACAAAAAUUCAUAGAGAAUUGAAAGAAAUCUAUGAGCAAAAGAUUAAACUUUUAAAUGACACAAUAGAAAAACUUAAAGAAUAAAGAACUUAUUUAAUUAAAUCAAAUUAUAAGUUAAAAUUAGUAAUGUUGUGCUUAAUUGUUGUUAGUAGAAAAUGAAACAAAUAAAUUUAUUUAUAAAUAAUAAACAAUUUUUGUUUUGUA